Messenger RNA from Sparassis crispa, 1374 nucleotides. RefSeq lists its product as hypothetical. The transcript has a single exon. The record is from RefSeq and is a predicted model, not a curated record. Bases 1 to 1374 code for a protein of 457 amino acids. Lineage: Eukaryota; Fungi; Basidiomycota; Agaricomycetes; Polyporales; Sparassidaceae.
AUGGUGGACUUGUUGCGAUCCGACAGCUGGCGCAUCCAGAAUCUUAAUAUUUGCUUCCCAACCACUGAUUCGGCCGCUGAUCAGAAUGCAGCACAGCGUAUAAUCCAGCGACUCCCUCAGGAGAUAUUGCAUACUCUUGCCCAAUUUGGAAUCCCAAACUUAAUAUGGCUGGAACUGCAGCAGAUCGCGCACUGCACGGAUUUCGAAGCGCCUGCGCUCAAGCACCUGACCAUCUUCUCACCUCUCAUACGCACCAAAUCCAUCUAUCCAUUACUGUUCCGUGGCCAUGCUCCGCAGCUGCGGACGCUCACAUUGCGCGUUGCGACCUGGCUUCCGCAGAACAGAUUCCCCAGUCUCACGCAUCUGCACAUCUCUUGCACACCCAUGCGACUCUUCCCCGCAGAGGAGAACCGGGCAACGAAGUGGGAAGUCGCGGAACUGUUCUCGUUUCUAUCGCAUUGUCCGAACCUCGAGGAUGUCGUUCUCUGGGGCAUACCCGAGUUUCACACCAUCCACGAGGAAGUCCCUGUGCUUCACAUGGGCCGCCUCAAGCGGCUAGUUUUGGGGGGCAUAACUGAGCUGCUAAUCAAAUGGAUACUCCACCACAUCAGAAUGCCUAGGACUUCCGUGGCAUACCGCUUCGCCGGUGUUCUCUGCGCUCCCGAAGAGCUCUUCGCAGUACUCAUGUACGCUCCCUGGCUAACUCUGCGGACGAUUCACAUCCAGAGCAAGUACAUGGCCACAGCGAUCAUCUUUUCCUUGGCAGAUAAGUCCUCCGGGUUCCGCAUUGAAACUCGCCUUCCAGGCAUUUCGACGCAGAUGAACGAAGACUCGGAAGAGUGGGGUUGGUCGCAUGCGAUAUGGUCGGCCUGUGAGCUGAGAGAAGUGCAGGAGCUGUACCUCGAAGGCCUGACCCCGCUGCUGCUGGAGCACUUCACGAGCAUGCACGCACUGAUGACGAUGCUGCCCGCGCUCACCACGCUCGUCUGCUCCGACGGUGUUCAGCCGGAGCUCCUGUUCGAGUACCUCGCGGAGCCACCGGAUGACGGAAGUGACGGGCCAUCCUCGCCGAAUCUCAGCACGAUGCAUCUCUGCAUUCCGGAUGACACCGAUAUGGAAUGCUUCCACACCCUCGUCGCGUUCGCGGAGACGCGCGCGCGGACAGGACACCCACUGCGGAGGGUGGUGAUAGAGGUCAGCCGGCCGACGAUGGAGGUGGAAUCGUGGAUUCGCCAGGAAGGGCGCAUAGACGAAGCGCUGAGCCCGUAUGUCGAAUCCGUCGAGCUGCGCGUGUACGAAGGGCGGAAUCCGCGACCGCGGUGGCCGGAUGUGUGCGCAGAGACGCCGCAUGCGGAAUGGCCCCGUUGGCCCUAG